AUGGUUGGAUGUACCUACACUCAUCAAGUGUGGAAGAGGUUGGAGGAUCACUUCGCCUCUCAGAUCAAGGCAAAGGUGAUGCAGCUGAAAUACAAGCUCAGUACUCUUCAGAUCGGAGCAUCCGUGACAAAGUAUGUACUUUCAAUUAAAGGAACUAUUGAUGCAUUGGUUUCUGUAAGAGAGGUAAUCAAUGAGAGCGAUCAUGUAAAUGCGAUCUUGCAUGGUCUUACUGAAGAUUAUUCCUCAGUGUACACCUCUGUGUUAGCAAGAGCUCAAAGCAUAACAGUGGCUGAAUUGGAAGCCUUGUUGCUCGCACAUGAGAGUAUGCUCUCCAGGUUUAGAAAGCCUGAAGCAUUUGUACAAGCUAAUCUUGCUCAAUUCGCUAGAGAAAGUUUUAGAGGUGGCUUUCGAGGAAGAGGAGGAAGAAUGUCUCGAGGAGGCAGAAGUGCUUUCAAUGGAGGAAGGUUUACUCAAGACUCCUCACUGCAAGAACAACCAAAUGAAGGACAAUUCCAUAGAGGCCAGUUCAAUCGAGGAGGUAGAUUGCAGAAUCCAAGAGGCUAUAUGAAUGAGAGACCUCAAUGUCAGGUUUGUAACAAAGUAGGUCAUACAGCAAGAACUUGCUGGUAUAGGUACAGUGAAGACACCUAUGAAGGAGAGUAUGAAAAUGGAAAUGGAGGAUACAACAAUGAAGGAUAUAGCAGUGGACACAACCAGGCAUAUAGCAACAGAGACUAUAGCCAUAGAAAUCAAAACAGGUUAGGAUACAGCAGUGGAAAUAGAAGCAAUCAGGCCUCUUAG
Molecule: messenger RNA, 801 nt
Organism: Arachis ipaensis
Lineage: Eukaryota; Viridiplantae; Streptophyta; Magnoliopsida; Fabales; Fabaceae
Source: RefSeq, a predicted model, not a curated record